Messenger RNA from Sorex fumeus (smoky shrew), 2364 nucleotides. RefSeq names its product amyloid beta precursor protein binding family A member 2 (gene APBA2). Lineage: Eukaryota; Metazoa; Chordata; Mammalia; Eulipotyphla; Soricidae. Gene Ontology annotation, molecular function: amyloid-beta binding; protein binding. The coding region runs from base 20 to 2257 and encodes 745 amino acids. Gene Ontology annotation, cellular component: dendritic spine; plasma membrane; cytoplasm. The record is from RefSeq and is a predicted model, not a curated record. Gene Ontology annotation, biological process: chemical synaptic transmission. The transcript has 12 exons.
GGCCUCCUGAGCGUCCACCAUGGCCAGCCGGAAGCGGCCGAGCGCGGCGGCGGCGGCGGGCAGCGUCAUGCUGGAGCACCGGGCGCGGCCGUGCGCCGGCCCCGAGGACGAGGAGCCCGCCGCCGCCGCGGAGCGGGCCCUGGACGCCGACUACUCGCCCGCGGGCCUGGCGCUGUCCGGCCUGCGGCCCGAGAGCCCCGCGGGGGCGGCCAGCCCCGACGAGGCGGGCGGCGCCGAGCAGAGCCCCGACGGCGGGGACUCGAGCUCCGACUACGUGAACAACACGUCGGACGAGGACGAGGAGGACGAGGAGGAGGACUACGACGAGGGCCUGCCCGAGGAGGAGGGGGUCACCUACUACAUCCGCUACUGCCCCGAGGACGACAGCUACCUGGACGGCGCGGGCUGCGCGGCGCCGCUGGACACGGACGAGUGCCAGGAGGCGGUGGAGGAGUGGACGGACUCGGCCCCCGCCGGCGCGCGGCGGCCGCCCCUGGAGCCCGCGCCCGGCCCCGCGGCGGGGGCGGCGGCGCCCGGGCGGGACGACGAGGACGCGGCGCGCUCGGGCGCCAGCGACGACGGGGACCCCGACUUCUACCCCGCCGCCGCCGAGGCCAACGGCAACGCGCCCGCCGGCCGCGACCCCGACGACCCCGAGGAGGACAUCGACCAGAUCGUGGCCGAGAUCAAGAUGAGCCUGAGCCUGAGCAGCAUCACCAGCGCCGGCGAGGCCAGCCCCGAGCGCGCGCGCGCCCACGAGCACGAGCACGCCCGCGAGCACGCGCGCGCCGACGCCCCCGGCGGCCGCGGCGGCCCCGGCCCGGGCCGGCAGCAGCACGAGGCGCGGCCCCGGUCGCUGAACCUCCCCGCCGAGGCCAAGCACCAGGCCGAGCCCCAGAGGGGCUUCAAGGCCAAGAGCAGGACUCCCGAGGAGAGGCCCAAGUGGUCGCCGGAGCAGGUCUGCAACGGUCUGGAGCAGCCCCGGAAGCAGCAGCGCUCGGACCUCAAUGGCCGCGUGGACAAUAACAACAUCCCAGAGACCAAGAAGGCGGCUUCAUUUCCCAGUUUUGUGGCUGUUCCAGGGCCCUGCGAACCUGAGGAUCUCAUCGACGGCAUCAUCUUCGCGGCCAACUACUUGGGCUCGGCCCAGCUGCUGUCAGAGCGGAACCCGUCCAAGACCAUCCGGAUGACGCAGGCCCAGGAGGCCGUGAGCCGGGUCAAGAGGAUGCAGAAGGCGGCCAAGAUCAAGAAGAAGGCGAACUCGGAGGGGGACAGCCAGACGCUGACCGAGGUGGACCUCUUCAUCUCCACGCAGAGGAUCAAGGUGUUAAAUGCCGACACGCAGGAGACCAUGAUGGACCACGCCCUGCGCACCAUCUCCUACAUCGCCGACAUCGGCAACAUCGUGGUGCUCAUGGCCCGCCGCCGCAUGCCCCGCGCCGCCUCGCAGGACUGCAUCGAGACCACGCCGGGCGCGCAGGAGGGCAGGAAGCAGUACAAGAUGGUCUGCCACGUGUUCGAGUCUGAGGAUGCCCAGCUCAUCGCCCAGUCCAUCGGCCAGGCUUUCAGCGUGGCCUACCAGGAGUUCCUGCGGGCUAACGGCAUCAACCCCGAGGACCUGAGCCAGAAGGAGUACAGCGAUGUCAUCAGCACGCAGGACAUGUACAACGACGACCUCGUGCACUUCUCCAACUCCGACAACUGCAAGGAGCUCCAGCUGCAGAAGCACAAGGGCGAGAUCCUGGGCGUGGUGCUGGUGGAGUCCGGCUGGGGCUCCAUCCUGCCCACCGUCAUCCUGGCCAACAUGAUGAAUGGGGGCCCGGCCGCGCGCUCCGGCAAGCUCAGCAUUGGCGACCAGAUCAUGUCCAUCAAUGGCACCAGCCUGGUGGGGCUGCCGCUGGGCACCUGUCAGGGCAUCGUCAAGGGGCUGAAGAACCAGACGCAGGUGAAGCUGAACAUUGUCAGCUGCCCGCCCGUCACCACAGUGCUCAUCAAGCGGCCUGACCUCAAGUACCAGCUGGGCUUCAGCGUGCAGAACGGAAUCAUCUGCAGCCUCAUGCGCGGGGGCAUUGCCGAGCGAGGGGGCGUCCGUGUGGGCCAUCGCAUCAUUGAGAUCAACGGGCAGAGCGUGGUGGCCACCGCCCAUGAGAAGAUCGUCCAGGCUCUUUCCAACUCGGUGGGAGAGAUCCACAUGAAGACCAUGCCAGCUGCCAUGUUCAGGCUCCUCACCGGCCAGGAGACCCCACUGUACAUCUAGGGCUCCCCUGGGCCGAGGCGUGACCAGCGGAACCAGGACCUGACCCCGACCCCACCGCCCACCCCAGGGACACCGCGCAGGCCAAGCCCUCGCCACCCACUUUCCUU